Suillus clintonianus is the source of this 1300-nucleotide messenger RNA. RefSeq lists its product as uncharacterized. The transcript is spliced from 7 exons. NCBI's taxonomy places the organism in Eukaryota, Fungi, Basidiomycota, Agaricomycetes, Boletales, Suillaceae. Bases 196 to 1065 code for a protein of 289 amino acids. The record is from RefSeq and is a predicted model, not a curated record.
ACAGUGCAUGGGGGAAUCAGGUGAGUCACUGCCUAGUACUGGCUAGUGGUGCUUCCAUUCCUCAGUGACGUGCAGAAGCAAGAUCUUGCCAUGUGACAAACCACGCCCAUCCAGCGCGUUUCUGACGCGUGUUUGCACACAUUACUGGUAGACCUACAUAAACUCAACAGCAUUGACGCCUCGUUAAAUUCAAUCAUGUCGUUCUUCCGUCGUGCUCCCCACAAUACGUGGUCUGACCACUUACUCCUGAAACUGGCCAAUAUUGCCGGAGCGCUCUUUGUUAUGGGAGCAAAUGGGUACACGGUCAUUUCUCCCCUGGAUGUCUACUACACCGGGAAAGAGACGUACUUUACUCCUGCCCCAUGGGCUUACUUCCUAUGGCCCGUUAUUCACUUAUUGGUUCUCGGAACAUGCACCUACCAGUUCUCCGGACGGGGUAAGGAGAUCAUUGUCGAAAUGAUCGGCUGGAAUCUCCCACUUCUCGACUUCCUGAAUGUCAUGUACAUAUAUUCCUGGACCAACCGGGAGUACAAAUAUGCUUUGGUUUUCAUGAUCUUUACUGGCUCAGUUGUAUCGAAAAUUUACCGGCUUGUGAAAGCGAGCACUGUACGCAACAUCUGCGACGAACUCUUCCUGCAUCUUCCGUUCUCCCUCUAUCACGGCUGGACGACAUGUUUGAUCUUCAGCACCGCCUUUGCGGCUUUUGGUGUCAAUGCAGACAUUGAGCCGGUGAAGAUCUGGACCAAGGUUUUCGUCUUCCUCAGCCUGUUCACCCUCCAGACCAUUGCAUCCGCCUAUGCGUACCACUCUGCAGAGGGCGACCUUCCUGCUUGCCUUGCAGUCUCCUGGUUCAUAUGGGCAAUCUUUGUGCACCAAACGCCGGAAAAGUCGCCAUUCGUGCACUGGUGUGCCCUUGGAGCUGCCAUCCUGUCGUUGUGCUGGCUCAUGCGGAGCGCAAUUGGCUUGGAGCUUAAGAUCAGGAACAGAAGCACUAAUAAUGUUAGGUUUGGGUUCAGUGGUAAUGACCACGAGGGCUCUCGACUUUUGGGCGGUGGUGGACACUAAGUGGAGGCAACAGCACCACAAGUGGAUCGAGGUGUUGUGCGUUGCGCGAGUUGGCGCGCUGUAGCGCGGGGGUGCGUAGUUCUUUCUCUUUCAACCUUGUCUUACAAUAUGUAGAUAUGUACUUGGGACUCAAAUAUAUGUUCGUGUUUUGUAAUAGCAGAUAGUCCUGGUCCAUUUCAUUGAUGUUAAUUUAUCAUGUUUCGUGCACUUCUUGCAAGAUAAGCAAAAAAAGCAU